Cricetulus griseus (Chinese hamster) is the source of this 1442-nucleotide messenger RNA. NCBI's taxonomy places the organism in Eukaryota, Metazoa, Chordata, Mammalia, Rodentia, Cricetidae. The record is from RefSeq and is a predicted model, not a curated record.
GAGAACAAGGGGUCCGUGGAAAUCAUGAGGAAGGACUUAAAUGAUGCCCGGGACCUGCAUGGUCAGGCAGAAUCAGCCGCUGCUGUGUGGAAGGGGCAUGUUAUGGACCGAAGAAAGAAGGCCCUGACUGACUACAAGAAGCUUCGGGCCUUCUUUGUGGAAGAGGAGGAACACUUUCUGCAAGAGGCUGAAAAGGAUGAGGGUCCUUCGGAGGAUGAUGAGCAGGCUGACCCAGCAGAACGCUUCCGGUCCUUACUGCAGGCUGUGUCAGAGCUGGAGAAGAAGCACCGGAACCUGGGCCUUAGCAUGCUACUGCAGUGAAGAUGCUUGCGCAGCAGGCUGGCCCCCUGGAGCAUGAGGCAGAAGGAACCACCUUCCAUUGCUGGCCUGCAGCACCCCCACCUACAUCUCUCAGGCCUCUCUGCCUGGCGCUACCCUUCAUCCUGAACAGGUCCCCAUCUCUGUCAACACUGAUAACACAUUGGUCUGGGAUGAAGCAAAAGGUGCCCCGCUUUCGGUCAUUUACAUAGUUCCAUUUCUCAGCAGUGUUUUUAGUUUUCUUUGGGGCAUGAAUAUGGUCAGGCCUGUUCCUAGUAGAGACCAGUCCUGGGAUUCCCUUCCCAGUGUGUCCCAACCCUGCCUGAGACCAGUUGGCAGGUCUGAAGCCCCUGCUUCUUAUUUAGUCAUGGCACAGGGCCUAGUGUGACAAUGUCACUCUAGCAUCCAAGAACCAAACUUUGCACCUUCCCCAUUGGUGCCCUUGACAGGAUUGGCUCACCAGACAUUCCUCAGCAAGGCUCUGGGGCAUACCACUUAUAGUCAGCAUGUGUUAGUGCCAGGGAAUAGAGAUGUAGGAGGCCCUGGGAUUUGGCUGGGACCCGACUCUUAGUGGUGGCAGGGGGAGCAUUCUCCACCCUCCAGAGGGCUGGUCCCUCCCUUUGGGUCUUGCUGUGCCAGAUCCUGGGAGCUGUCUUAUGCUUUGCUUUCCUAGCCUCUUUCCUUCUAGCUUGUGCCCCUUGGGUGUCACUGUCAUCCCCAAAGUGCUCCCUACUGUUACCCACCUCUCACGGAAGGGACCAUCUAUCUUCCCUGCAGAAGAGCGGCAGGGGUGGCAUCUCCAAGCCACCUGGUGCUUCACUUCAUUGUAUUUUUGGCUUUCUCACCUCAUAUUUUCUCUAGUAGGUGAAUUUCACAAAACUUGUGGCGUAGCGGUAGCGUGGUUGCCUGCAACAUUGUGUGUGUAGAUAACUAGUCCAAGAAACAAAACCCAGCAGAGUGGACAGACAGGUCAGGGGCCAAAGAUACAGACCUAUGUAGGUUUGGGGGUUAAUGAUGUUCUGUCCUCAGAAGGCCCCGCGGGGCCUUGGGUGUAGUGACUAGCUCCAGCUUGACUUCCAGGUGGUCUGGGUUCUCAGUGCUGAAUAAAAUGGUUUGCUCCAGCC